Molecule: messenger RNA, 2562 nt
Organism: Paramecium tetraurelia
Lineage: Eukaryota; Ciliophora; Oligohymenophorea; Peniculida; Parameciidae
Exons: 12
Biological process (GO): protein dephosphorylation
Molecular function (GO): protein phosphatase regulator activity
Source: RefSeq, a predicted model, not a curated record
AUGUAAAAUUCUCCCAAAGAAAAUCCUCUUAUUGAUACAGGAAGCAUUGUUUAGGAAAUUUAUAGGGAGGAAUAUAUUCCAGUUUAAUAGAUUUAAAGAAGAGAGGAGGAUGCAGUAUUUAUUGAUGAAAACCCUUAAAAUGUUUUGGAGAAACUCAUGAAGCUCAAGGAUUGCCAUUACAAAGAGAGACUGGCUUUUACCAAAAGAUUAGGCGAACUAUUGGCAUGGAUAGGAGAUUCUUCAAUUGAGAAUUUAAAUACAAUCAUUCAGUAGAUAUUAGAAGAUGCUGAUGAAAUUAAGAAAAAUUUUAUAGCCCAAUUAGAGUAAAUCUGUGUACUUUUGAAAACUAAAUAAAAUAGUUAAGAGCUCAUCAAACAACAUGUUGUGAAGGCUCUGCAGGAAUUAUUAAAAUCUAAUAAUUUUGAUAUCAAAGAAUAAGCCGGAAACUCUAUAAGUAUAGUAGCAAAAGAAUUGAAUGAAAGAGACCGAGGAAAUCUCAUCCUAACCUAAGUGAUUCAGAUGGCUCAUGAUGACAAUAAUGACGAGAAUGUGAUGAUUGCCGUUAAACUAUUUGGUUAACUGGCUGGGGAUUUUGGACCAGAAUUAUCGGAAUCCUUCAUAGCAUUGGAAAUCUUAUCCAAAGGAGAUGAUGCCAAGUAACCAAUACGCAAAGAGGCCGUUCUUCAAUUAGCCAACAUUGCUAAAGUUCUCUCUAAGGAUUUUAUCAAGCAUAGACUCAUCCCAUUUUUUUCAAAAAAAACCGAGGAGAGAACAUGGUAAACAAGAAAGGCCUGUCUUGAUAUCAUAGUUAAAUUAGCUGAAUAGACAGACACAGAAAAUUUUGAUUUGAUCACUGGAAGAUUACUUGCUUUAUUAGAUGAUCAAAACAAAUGGGUCAAAUAACAUGCAUAUAAAUAAUUAGGCAAAUACAUAUCAAUUAUCACAAGAUAAGAAAAUAUAAAUGAUAAGCUAUUAGAAUUCUAUAUGAAAAUGAACGAUUCUGAUAUUAGAGAACUGGGAAUUGAUAACGAGAUUGUUAUUGAAUGCGCAUUAUAUUUCCCAGCCGUUCUCUAAGUCUACACUGACAAAAAGUGGCCUCAACUUAGCAAAUUAUUUAUGAAAUUGAUUAAUCACAAGGAUAAGGUAUAAAUAUAUAAUAUUGCUUUGAGAGUCAAAAAGCCUUUGGCUUGUAGUAUUCAUGUUUUAGCAAAAUUGUUGGGACCCUAGCUGGCUUACUCAGAAUUGCUUAAAGUCUUAGAGUAAUUGCUUUAGGAUCCAAAUGAUGAAAUCAAGCAUGGUGCAGUCGAGAACCUAGGCUUAUUUUUUGAUGCUAUCGAAGAAUCUAAAAGAGCAUCUCUUAUUGAUAUCUUAUUGAUUAUUUAGAAGGACUAAAAGAAAUGGAGAAUUAGAGAACUAAUCGCAAAAUAAAUUUCUCACCUUGCUUAAGUCUUUGAUGUAGAAACUGUAUUUUCUAUUAUACUACCAGUUUCAACUAAAUUGUGCAAUGAUAAUGUGUUUGCUGUUAGAAAAGCUGCUGCAAAACAAAUCUUUGAACUCUAUGAUAAAUUUUAGAAAAGUAAAAAUGAAUUGUAUUUCAAUGUUUUGAAGUAAAACAUUUUAGGCUUUGCAAACAGUGAUAUGUUCAAUUAAAGAUAAAGUUUUGUCAUUAUGUGUGAAAAACUAAUGAAAUUUGAACAAUUUCAAGUUGAUUUUCUUGAAGCUUUCAUUCAUUUGGGUUAGGAUCCUAUCAAAAAUGUUAGAAUUACAGUUGCCAAAGUACUUCAAAAACAUUUAUUUAAACCAAAAUAAGAAGCAAAUGAAGGAUUGUUUAGGGACUAAACUUCAAUUUAAACGCUUUGGAAUUUGUUAAUUAAAGAUAAAGUAGUUCUGAACUCUUUAGAUAAUAAGAAAUAUCCAAAUACAAUUUUGCAAAAGUCUCAAUAAGUCUAAUUGACAUAAAGCUAAAUUAAAGUUCAACAACCUGAAUAAUAGUAAUAAGAAUAAUAAUAGUAAUAAUAAUAAUAAUAAUAAUAAUAAUAAUAAUAAUAAUAAUAAUAAUAAGAAUAAUAAUAGUAAUAAUAAUAACAAGAAAUAGAAUAAUAAUAAUAAUAAUAAUAAGAAAUAGAAUAAUAAUAAGUAAUAUAAUAAUAAGAAUAAUAAUAAUAAUAAUAAUACUAAGAAUAGGAAUAGGAAUAAAUUUUAUCUAAUUAGGAAUAAUAAAGUUUAAAUACUUCAGUUCCUGAAGAAAAUCAAAAUAAAGAAAUAAUGAUUUUAGAAGAAUAAUUUGAAAAGAGCAAUCAUAUUGAUCAAAACAAUACCAAUGUUGAAAUUAAUUAAGAAGAACAAAUUACACAAACUAUUGAUAAUAACGAAAUUGAUAUUAAGUAACAUACUUAAGAAGAAACUUAAGAAGCUCAAAUUCAAAUGGAGUCAGAGAUUAAUGAGAAAUAAUAAGAAGAUUAAACUUAAGAAUUAUAAUAAUAAUAAAAUGAAGAAAAGGAAAUUUAAGAGGAUUUCUAAAAUAUUCAAAAGAAUGAUGAAAAAGAAAUAGAGUAAGAAUGA